UGCUGCAUUUAAUUGACCUGGCUGAUUUUUGCUUGCAUGGUCACGUUGCUGUCCUUCAACUCCAUAAUCGAGACAAAACCUCAAUGCUGGCCGUGUAUACACCGAGUACAGUACAGUACAGAUGUUCUUUUUAUUCUCGGUGGCUAUCCAAUGUGGAUGAACCCCUCUUCCAAGUUGCUGUAUGCCGCACGGGUCAAGUAGGGCUCGGUAGCGAGUACAACUGGAGUCGGUGGUGGUUAGCGGUCCGUGACCGUGGGGUGAGUGACCUUGAUAGUGACUUCCUGUUUAGGAAAUUUUGAAGUAAGUGAAUGAGGCGCCAUGAGCCCAGCGUCGGUGUCCCUACCAGGCCGGGCAGUAACCCACCAGCCUUUUGCUUUUCAUCAUCAUGUCGAGUCCCUCGGAUUCACAAAGCACCUUUCUCGUCAGUCUUUCCUUCUUCACUCCACUGCCCAACCCAACCCACCCAUCUAUCUUCUUCCCUUUCUUUCUCGUUCUCUUCCACCACCAUCAUUCCAAUUUCCUCCUUCUCAUCCUUUCUUUUCUCAUCCUUCCUCUUUUCAUCCUUCCUCUUCUUAGCCUCCCUUUUCUCGUCCUUCCUCUUCUCAUUCUUCCACUUCUCAUCCUCUUUCUUCUCAUUCUCUUCUCAUUCUCUUCUCAUUCUCUUCUCAUUCUCUUCUCAUCAUUCCUUCUGUCCUUUUCAACCUUCCCCUUCCCUUCUUUCUGCCCCUUCUCUUCCUAUCUUCUUCUCUCCCCCCUACCACCCCCGAGACAGGUACGUGACCCCAACAUUGUCCCCGGUUGCUAACGGUCUAUCUUUAUUCGUAAGUUGUGCCGGAUCGAGCAUUUGUUCGUGACAGCGCAAGCAGGUUUUUGGCUCACUGGAAAAAACUUUGAGCUUGCCGUACCUCCAGACUUCCACUUGCAAGUUCUCGAGGGCCUAUGGACGGGUGGUUGGGUUGGGCCUGGGCCACAAGACUCCAAACACGAAAGGGUAAGUCAGUCAUUCUCCUGCUUCGGAGGGGGUGGGCUUCAGUAGAUGCUGACUUCUGACUGUUGCUAUAUCUGUGUGCUUU
Messenger RNA from Aspergillus aculeatinus CBS 121060, 1073 nucleotides. RefSeq lists its product as uncharacterized. Lineage: Eukaryota; Fungi; Ascomycota; Eurotiomycetes; Eurotiales; Aspergillaceae. The record is from RefSeq and is a predicted model, not a curated record. The coding region runs from base 309 to 854 and encodes 181 amino acids. The transcript has a single exon.